This is a messenger RNA of Scomber japonicus (chub mackerel), 1960 nucleotides long. It is a transcript of the gene cant1a, whose product is annotated as calcium activated nucleotidase 1a. The transcript has 4 exons. The record is from RefSeq and is a predicted model, not a curated record. Lineage: Eukaryota; Metazoa; Chordata; Actinopteri; Scombriformes; Scombridae. Gene Ontology annotation, molecular function: UDP phosphatase activity; calcium ion binding; GDP phosphatase activity. The coding region runs from base 192 to 1412 and encodes 406 amino acids. Gene Ontology annotation, biological process: proteoglycan biosynthetic process.
UCCACCGUGUGCGAUCUGUCGUCAUCAGCAGAUACAGGAAGUAAUGAUCGGCUGUCUGGUAAACUGGGAACGGUGGGGGGAAAAGGAGCCAAAGAAGAAAGCGAUACAAUAAUGACAUCUGAGCUACAACCCUUCAGCGGACUGUGAGCUGAAGAUCUGACAUCUGUGGUCACUCCAGUCCUCCGUCCUCCAUGCCUGCUCCCACAGGCUUCACUCGACUGGACCAGAAUGAGCCUAUGAACACUUUACGUAUCUCUGUCGGAGGCCUCCCCAUGUUGGCUUCCAUGGCCAACACCACUGACCCUCGUUUCCGCUUGAAGCGGAAGCCCAUCUUGGUGGUUACCAUCUUGCUAACUGUACUUCUACUGUUCUUCAUGCACUGGAGCUCAGGCUUCCGAUCCCACUCCUACGGCUCACAGAACUGGAGAGCCAGCCGUAGUGACACCCAGCAGUCUGAUUCCCAUUACAAUGACACCUACCCUCUCAGUCCGCCAGAGCGCACGCCGCAGGGCACCCGCUACCGUAUUGGGGUCAUUGCUGACUUGGACACAAGCUCUCGUAGUGACAAGAAGCUGACGUGGUUCAGCUACAUGCGGUGUGGGUACCUGUUGGUGUCCCAGAGCGGUGACAAGGUGGCAGUUGAAUGGGAUGCGGACAGGGUGGUGCUGGAAAGCCACCUAGCAGAGAAGGGCAGGGGUAUGGAGCUUUCUGAGCUGGUGGUGUUCAACGGGAAGCUUUACAGCGUUGAUGACAGGACGGGCAUUGUCUACCACAUUGACGGUGACAAGGCUGUGCCCUGGGUCAUCUUACCCGAUGGUGACGGCAGUGUUGCCAAAGGGUUCAAAGCCGAGUGGCUGGCAGUGAAAGAUGAGCACCUGUAUGUUGGUGGACUGGGGAAGGAGUGGACUACCACUACAGGCGAGUUUGUUAACAACAACCCAGAGUGGGUGAAAGUAGUGGGCUUCAGAGGAGAUGUGCAACACGAGAACUGGGUUCCAAAGUACAAAUCACUGAAGUCUGCUGCAGGAAUAGAACCUCCAGGUUAUCUCAUUCAUGAGUCUGCAGCAUGGAGCGACACCCUGCAACGCUGGUUUUUUCUCCCUCGCCGUGCCAGCCAGGAGCAAUAUGAGGAGACGGCAGACGAACGGCGUGCCUCAAACCUUGCCCUUAGUUGCUCGCCAGAUUUCAAAGACAUCAUUGUGAGUCGGGUGGGUCCGCUCAACCCCACUCACGGUUUCUCUUCCUUCAAGUUUGUCCCCAACACGGACGACCAGAUCAUUCUGGCACUCAAGUCAGAAGAAGAUGCCGGAAAGAUUGCCACAUACAUCAUGGCGUUUACACUUGAUGGACGCAUUCUUUUACCUGAAACCAAGAUUGGUGAUGUGAAAUAUGAGGGCUUGGAGUUCAUUUAGUAGGCUCGCUCUUGAGACCAAUGCACUGUGGUUCUAUUUUGUUUACAAGCCACUGACUGUUGAAGUUACUCCACUUGCUGCUUCCUCAUUGAGUUUAUGAAAGACACAACUCCAGCACUCAUCUUCAUUACAAAUAGACAAAAUUAAUGUCUGAGACUGUCAAAUAAGGUCUGGCUUUGGGUGUUGAGAAAGGACUAGUCAAAUAAUGCCAGCAUGUCUUGAGAUGGAUAUUUUCCUUCUCAGGCCAAAUGUGGCCCUCAACAGUACUGUAGGCUUUCUUAUAAUGAAUGUACAAAAGACAGAUUUAUAAGACUGUGAUUGUUAUGCACAUACUAUACACUCUCAACAGGUCAAAGGUUUAUUUUUAACCUUUGCUCCAUAGUAAAGCAACAUCAUUCUGUACAAAUCAAACCUGUUAUAUUCGUUGGAUAACUAAAAGUGUGUUUUUAUUCAUCAUAAAACAUUGUUUGAAGGACAUUUUUGUGAAAAUUGAAUUAUAAUGUAUGUAAUGUUUUUAGGGGAUUGACUGAGUAAACUCUUGAUCACUA